GGUUUAACCCAAUGAACAAUCCUGUCUGUCUUUCCCAAAAUAAGCCAGUGGGAGAGGGAUCGCCGAGUGAGCCAGGGAGAUUGGAGCAGCGAGGUGCACAGCCCCUGGUUAUAAGUCCUGGGAGUGGGAGCUCAGCCUGCUUGGACCCACAGCCUUUAGCUCAAUAUACACUGCCUUGCUGCCUGCCUGACUGCCUGACUGACCUGACUGACUGACUGAGUCUCACUCCACUGUUACUCACUCUCUCUCCCUCUCUGUCUUGCUCCCUCGCUCCUUCCCUCCUACUUUCCACCCUGGAGAGCGAGAGCACACAGAUUGGGAAGGUGCUCCACAGACCUGCGUCUGGACAGCUUGAAGACGGCACAGAGAGGAUUUUUCACCUUGUCUCACUUGCCUUUUCAUCCUCUCUCACUUUCGCCAUCUUAAAAGAACACGGAUGGACUUUUUUGUUUUUUGCUGGAAGCAGAAAAAUAAAAGUUAAGCAGACAAUUUGCUCCACCUGCAGUUGAAAAUAUCCAAUUUUGAACUUUUUUUUUCCCCGCACUUGUGCGCAGCACUGGACCAAUUCAGGGUACCCCUCCUCUUUUUUGGCUGCAUGUUCAUUGAAUAUCUGAUGCCAUCGCAUCCCAUGGGAGACACGCGUGGCUGAAGCAAGGAGGGAGGCAGAAGAGAGACCCACCUGACGCUCACACCUACCGCUGCCCUUACCCAGUGCAACCCCUCCUGCCCCCACCCCCUGCCCCUCAACACUCUGAGGAGAGAAAGUUCUUCGUGUGUGACAUCUGAAGCCUGGGAUGUUGAUGACCAUGCUGUUGGCUCCUGUCUGUGUGCUACUGAUGCUGGUGGCAAGAACUCUUGCUGGAGGCUAUCCCCCCGUACCCCACAUGAAGUACAUGCAGCCCAUGAUGAAAGGGCCUAUUGGCCCCCCAUUCAGAGAGGGCAAGGGACAUUAUGUUGAUAUGCCACCCAUGAUGGAGGUGAAGGGGGAACCAGGCCCUCAAGGGAAACCUGGACCAAGAGGCCCCCCCGGGCCAGCGGGACUUCCAGGAAAACCUGGACUAGGCAAGCCUGGUCUCAAUGGCCAGCCAGGUCCUCAGGGGCCUUCUGGCUUUCCAGGAAUUGGUAAGCCUGGACUUCCAGGUCUCCCAGGAAAGAUUGGGCCAAAGGGGAUGCCAGGACUUAAUGGCGAGGUUGGCCCUCGUGGUGAACCAGGUCCCAGAGGUCCUCCAGGGCAGCCCGGCCUCCCUGGCCCAGCUGGCCUGUCUUUGAAUGGGAAACCUGGGCUUCCAGGCAUCAGAGGCCCCCCUGGGACUCGGGGUGAGCCAGGAAUAAAGGGUGGUGUUGGCCCACCAGGUGAGCGUGGGUUUAAGGGCGAGAAUGGAAAUGGAAAGCCAGGGCCAACAGGCAUAAGGGGUCCUCCAGGGCUGAAAGGCAGUACAGGGCCACCUGGUCUUCCAGGUAUUGGCAAACCAGGACUUAAAGGUUUGCCUGGACUGGCUGGUCUUAAAGGUGAUCAAGGACUCCCGGGGGAUCGAGGGGAACCAGGAGAGGCUGGACCUCCAGGUCCACAAGGUCUACCAGGGCCAGUUGGGUUAGGGAAGCCUGGGCUAGAUGGACUUCCUGGGGGAUUAGGUCAAACAGGUCCAAAAGGUGAGCCAGGGCUCAGGGGUCCUCCUGGAUUUCCUGGAACUCCUGGCUAUGGAAAACCUGGUCUGGGUGGGCCAAAAGGAGAUAAGGGCCAUGGUGGAUUGCCUGGUCUCCCAGGGGACAAAGGAGACCAAGGAAUGGUGGGCCCAAUUGGAGAACCAGGCCUUGAUGGACAAUCAGGACCACCUGGACUUCAAGGCCCAAUGGGACUCCCAGGAAAACAUGGAUUGCCAGGACAAAAGGGAGAGCUAGGGCCCCAGGGCCCACCAGGACUUCCUGGCCUCAGAGGUGACCAAGGCCCUAGUGGACCCUUUGGAAAACCUGGCAUCCCUGGGGAAAAAGGCAUACCUGGGCCGAAUGGUCCAAUUGGAAAACCUGGACCAAAAGGUGAGGCAGGGCACAUUGGCCUCCCUGGGAAUCCAGGGUUGACAGGUUCUCCAGGGCCUAAAGGUGAGACAGGAUUUAUAGGCACUCCAGGUCCCAGGGGCCAGUCAGGCAUUCCUGGUCUUCAGGGGCCCAUGGGUCCCAUGGGGCCACAGGGUGUCCCUGGGUCAAAGGGUGAAUCUGGACCUCCAGGGCUUCCAGGACUUGGUAAGUUGGGGGAGAAGGGAGCUAUAGGUCCCCAAGGUCUACCAGGGAAACCAGGCCCUGCUGGACUAAAUGGUAACCCCGGCCCUCCUGGGCCUCCAGGGCCACCCGGUCCUCCAGGAAAUGGCCAAACGGUUGUUUCAGGGCCAACAGAUUCACAGUUGGAGGGGGGUGAAGUACCAGAAGACAGGAAGGGGCCUGCAUACAGUCAAGUUCCACUCUCAGCCUCUGUGGCACCAGCCUUCACAGCCAUCCUCACAACGCCUUUUCCUCCCUCUGCCAUGCCAAUCAAAUUUGACAGGACCCUGUACAACGGGCAAAAUGCCUACAGCUCUGCUACUGGCAUGUUCACUGCUCCUUUAUCUGGUGUCUACUACUUUGCAUACCACAUGCACGUAAAGGGAACUAGCUUGUGGGUGGCACUGUACAAGAACAAUGUACCAGCCACUUACACCUAUGAUGAAUACAAGAAAGGCUACAUGGACCAGGCGUCCGGUAGUGCCGUCCUAGAGCUGAAGGAGGGUGACCAGGUGUGGGUCCAGAUGCCCUCGGAUCAGGCAAAUGGCCUCUAUUCUACCGAGUACAUCCACUCCUCCUUCUCAGGAUUCCUGCUCUGUCCCACAUAACCCUGUCCUUUCUUUCAAACAUGUUCCUGUAUUGGCACCUCAGAGCAGUCCUAAACCUAAAAUACCUGCAGCCAUAAUAGAAACAAAAAACCCACAGGAUUCUCAAUAUUAUUGCCAUCAUCUUUAUCUGUCUCACCCUCAACAUCAUCAGUGAAAGAAAAACAAACUUUGUGAAUGAAAUAUGGAAAGUUUUUAAAGGCUGGGGAAGGAAUUUCAUACUGUGUUCUUUGUUUCAAUGUCCUCCAAAUGUGUGUUUUGGGUUGUAUUUUAUGUUGGUGUUUUUUAGCUUAUAUUAUUUUAAUUAUUAUAAUGUCAUAAUUUUAUUGUUAUUAUUUGGUCCUUGUCAUCAUUGUCGUUGUUGUUGUGUAUCGGAUUCAGACUAUUAAGUGCCUUACUUUGUAAUGUGCUAGUAACAGACCUUCCCAUGUGACUGCACAUCCUGCCCUCAUGCUCUGACAUCAUAAGGACGGCAUCACCAGACCCUGGGGGGUGAUUGGUUCCUAUGGCUGCAGUCACAUCCCCCAUGUGUUCUUAUUUAAGCCCGUGAACAGUAAUACUGACAUAAAGAGCAGCGAUACAACAUAGAGCAUAUAGACAAACAAUAGCAAAACAAGGCAUUUGAUGCUGUAAUAUCAUUUACCGUUACGUUUCUUUUGUUUGACCUUUUUGGUACUCUAAACAAUUACUACAUUCAAAUUAUCAAUAGGAUUGAAUCUUUGUUUUUAGAGUGAGAUAUAUAUUUUGACAGUUAGCUGGUGUAAGCAUCUAUUGGGUGCUUAUUUCUCUAAUUCUUUCUGAAUUUUGUAGCCAAUCAUUUAAAUGAUGGAUCUUUGUCUUCUUAUAAUUUACUUAACUGUCCAGAAAUUCAAUCCAAGAAAUUCAAUCCAAGAAUAAAUAUGACCCUCCAGUAUUAGAAUUAUUACAUUUAAACCGCCCCUUUAAAAUGGAUCAACAACUUCAUGCAAGGACAAUGCCUUUUUAUAACUUUCAGGAUGACAUUAAUUGAGGAUAUAUGUAUGCAUACAGUCAAUGUUUACAUGCCAUAGAAUAGAUACUGGGAGCAACUGCAAAAUGGACAGUAAGGAUACAACCAUAGCUGGAUCGAUGGCCCGUUUCCUUGUAUCGAUCUGAUUUUCCCAUUUGCAAUGCAAAUCCCAUCACUGAGUCACAGGCAUCCUCUUCAGAUGCCCUGACCAUGACAUCACUGCUUUCUAAUGGCAUACUACCUAUUAAUAAAUCAGUAUCACAUUAACAUUCCAAAUGAGCAGUCUGUACUGGCAUAGUAUGAAAGCCCAUUCUGACCACAUAUUGCAAAAUCUGUGAAGAUGCUGUAAACUUGUUUAUGUUUAGGAAAAUAUGGAGGCAAAUGGAUGAUAAAUUAAAAAAAUCAUCCACACCUUCCUUCAGUGCCAGUUUCUGUGUGACUUUUUUUGGGCAAAUGAGAGCAAUUGUGAAUCAUUUGUAGUCCUGACUGAAAAGACGUUCGAUUAAUUCCCAAACCAUUUUGUCAAAUAUAGCUGAAUUAUUGUUUAGCUUUAUAGAACAUCAGUGGUUUCAAGGACAAGACGUUUCAGAACCAAAUAAUGUCAAACAGCUGGAAAUGAGAAUCGAUCCGCAUUUACUCCGUGAAUAAAUAAAGGGACUGACUGAGGCCCACAGGUUGUGAAAUACAGGUUAUGUAACACUUAACAAACUCCUGCCAGAUUACUGGGAGAGGUGGUGGGCCAGAGGUGAGUGCUGUGUAUUUACUCAUUUCUGUUGGAUGAGGCAUUAAAGAUACAUGCUGUGUGUGUGUGUGUGUGUGUGUGUGUGUGUGUGUGUGUGUGUAUGUGCUUGUCUGUUCUAGUAGGUGUACCCUUCUGUCUGUCACUGUGUCAAUAUAUAUAUGAGAGUGUGUGUAGCUGUUUCACAUCGUCCCCCUAGCAUUCAGGUCAUGAACACCUCGGCGAAGAUAAUAACAAACUUGCUGAAGUUACAAAACCUUAGGAAGAGUCCUGUCAAUGUGUCACAAGAAAUCUGACUUCAAAAUGUUUCAGCCUCCUUUUGGGUUUUUGAGAGAAUUUCACACACUCUAAUGGUGCCUUUGUGGAGUAAGGGAACAAGUUAGAAAAUAGAUGAAUGCUGAAUGUAAGGAAUAGAUUAUGCGAGACAGAGAAAACUGAAAUCAAGUGGACAUAGUGAGAUCAGAAGACAACAUUUUCUGGACUUGUAUUACUGGUUAACACUGAACCCUUUUGAUAUGACUAUAUUGCAUAUUGGUCCAAUGAGUGGCAUUACGGUGUGCAAUAAUUUUUGUGUUGUACCAUGUCAUGAACAACAACAACAACAAAAAAGACAUUCUGUUCAAGUGUACAAGAUCUUUCAUCAGUGCUUGCAGCUGCAGAAGAGAGAAGAUAAAGAAGUUUGGGCAAAAUUGAGAAACGUCGGUGCUUAUAUCACCAACUCCAAGCCGUUACACGCCCCAGCUCAGACAGGAUUCCAAUCUAGCGCUAUCAUUACGCUGAAUUUAGGACUACCUUACAUUUGAUGGGAGAAUGUCAAUAUAUAGGAUUGUGCCAAAUAUUGAGCUUUGCAAUCAGAAUGAAUGUAUACUGUUUGACUGAUUUGAACAAUAGUUUCUCUAAGUCAUCUACCAUGCUGUGUCACUACACAUAAACUCUUCAUGUUGCUCUGGAAAAGCAGUGCUAGGACAAGGCCUAAUCAGUAUUUUAGAUCUAUAUAAUGCAAACAAUGCACUUGCCCUUGCCCUUUCUGUCUCAUAACACUUUCAUAACACACCUACAACUGGUAUGUAUCAUUAGUUUAAUGUGAGUCUUUAAAGACAGUCCAAGACUUGCUAUGUACUGUAUGUUGCCUUUUUUUUUUUUUGUUGCAUUUUUGGCCAUAUGAAACGGUGAUGUGAGUUACAUGUGGCCAUUACUCUCUGUCCUUAUGUUUUCAUAGACAAUGUCACUUGCUUGCAGAGUUUGCCCUGUGUGCAAAACAUUUAACAAGUGUCAGUAAGAUCCAUGUACCGUCUGAAUCACAAAGUGCUUUGAAGUGUUUUUCAGUUUUUCUUUAAAAAACACCAAAAGAAAAAAAAAAUUCAAGCCUUGCUUCGGUUCUUAAGGGAUAGGCUAUUUGUUUGUUUUAGUUUCAAUAAAUACAAACGGCCAUUCCCAUUUGCACAUGAAAUUAAUGAAGAUGUAUUUAUACAUUUAUGAUAAUUUAAUAGGGAUGCCAAAACCAACCACCGAAGCCUAGAACGUAUAAAUGGUAUUUAACAGCAUUGAUGAAUUAAGAGCAUUUACAACAUGUAGUUAGCAUUCUAGCAUUGUUUGUGAAGGAUUAUUUGUGGACUUUUAUUUUCUAUUUGUGUAAUGUUCAAUGUAUCAACUUACAGGAUUUUUGUCAUACAAGGCUAUUGCGUGCACUCUAUGCAAUAGAAGUUGGGUAUAAAUGCACUCUUUUUGAUUGAAAAUGUUUGUCUGCUUAUACAAAAUCUACAGUACUUGAUUGUAUUGAUACCACAUCAAUAAAAACUUUCUUGUA
Chelmon rostratus (copperband butterflyfish) is the source of this 6392-nucleotide messenger RNA. It is a transcript of the gene col8a2, whose product is annotated as collagen, type VIII, alpha 2. Gene Ontology annotation, molecular function: protein binding. The transcript is spliced from 3 exons. NCBI's taxonomy places the organism in Eukaryota, Metazoa, Chordata, Actinopteri, Chaetodontiformes, Chaetodontidae. The coding region runs from base 795 to 2861 and encodes 688 amino acids. The record is from RefSeq and is a predicted model, not a curated record.